AUGGAAAGGCUUUCAGAACGAGUUGGCGCCUCCACCAUUGCUGCUCCUGGUGCUGCUCGUGAUGGCAGUGGCGGUAGCCGCAAUUGCGGGGAGGACAGAUUAAGUGAGGGUUCAACUUCAAGCUCCACCACUGUCGCUCAUGGUGCUUCAGGAGAAGGAGAAUUGUCGAUCCAAGGGGGGGCUACUGGAGGGGAACAAGUCGGUAGAGCCAGUUUGGAAUCAGAUGCUGCUGCUGUUGGAGUGGGGGCUCGAAGGAGUGGCUCUCCUCCUGGUGGUGGGAGUCGGACUGAUGCAGUGCACACGGGCGGUGGGGAUAAGGGGAGGAGUGAUGGCAGAGAACAAGGAGCAGUUGUAGGAGACGAGAUAGAGUCACGCAGCAACGAAAGCAGCAAGAGCAGUGGAGGGGUGGAGGUGGAGAGGAGUGAUAAGAGCCGGAGCUCAACAUUGGUGAAUCUGGCCGCUGCCACUGAGACUGGCAUUCUGGUGGUCCUCCUGACCAACCCCAUCUGGCUCGCCAAGACGCGUCUACAGCUGCAGGGAGCCGUGCAUCCCAAGGGACCACCACACCAUGCUGCACCCGCCAGUGCUGCCAGUUCGACCAGUGCUGCUGGCACACAACCACCCUCACCACCAGGUGCAGCAGCAUCAAGGCCGACAGCACCAGCCGUACCCCUUCGCCCCCGGCAAUACCGAGGCUUUCAUGACGCCAUCUGGUCAAUAGUGAAGGAGGAGGGCGUUAGAGGGCUGUACAGAGGCAUCGGUCCAAGCCUGGUCUUGGUGUCGCAUGGGGCCAUUCAGAUGGCGGCGUAUGAGGAGCUGAAGCAGCUCAUGCUGGCUCUGCGAUCACCCACAGCAUGGGCACCACGUACACCCUCUCCACCACACGUUGACUCACAUCCCUCCUCCUCCUCUCUUCCUGCUGUAACAGAGCUGUCCCCAUGGGACAUAGCUGCAGUGGGAGCAACUGCCAAGCUGUGUGCUGCCUCUGCCACCUACCCCUACCAGGUGGUUCGAGCUCGACUGCAGAUGCGUCCAGACGAGGCCGGCCAGCUCAAGUACCGCAACACACGGCAUGCCGUCACCAGCAUGUGGAGGCUCGAAGGCGCACGUGGUUUCUACAAGGGCUUUCUGCCCAACCUGCUGCGAGUCAUGCCCUCGGCAUCCAUCACCUUUGCUGUCUAUGAAGGCAAGGUGAAGCAGAUCGUUGGCUCCACACUCCGCGACCUGCCCUCCCAAGACUCAUCAGCCACCGCCUCCUCUUCUUCCUCCUCUUUUGAGCCUGUGACCAACUUUGAGUCAGAUCGCAGUGCAGCAGAGUAUGCCAGCAUGUACGCCGCUGAUUCGCUGCCAGGAGGCCACGUCAUCAUGCUGGGGGCCGAUCCAGCCAGUCAGGAGGCAGCUCUUGGGGCGCUGAACGCCUUCCCAGGUGGGCUGCACGUGGGUGGAGGCAUCACUCCAGAGAACGCUGAGAUGUACCUGGACGCAGGGGCCAGCCACGUCAUCGUCACCUCGGUAUGGUGUUGUCACCUCAGUGUGGUGUUGUCACCUCGGUAUGGUGCUGUCACCUCGUACGUGUUUCGAGAAGGCAAGGUGGACGACAAGCGGCUGCGCAGGAUGUACGUGUUUCGAGAUGGCAAGGUGGAUGAGGAGCGGCUGCGCAGGAUGGUGAAUGCAGUGGCACCCGAGAGACUGGUGCUGGACCUGAGCUGCAGAAAGAAGGGCGAGCACUACUACGUGGUGACGGACCGCUGGCAGCGCUUCACAUCGCUGGUGGUGGACGGCGAGUCGCUGGCGCGGCUGGCCGACUGCUGCGAUGAAUUCCUCGUGCACGGCGUGGACGUGGAGGGCAUGAAGCUUGGCAUUGACGAAGAGCUGGUGUCUCUGCUUGGGAAAUAUUCACCAAUCCCGGUGACCUAUGCAGGAGGUGUUCGCUCACUUGAGGACCUUGAGAUUGUGAAGGCAGCUGGAAGGGGAGCGGUGGAUGUGACUGUAGGAAGUGCCCUCGACAUCUUUGGAGGGGAACUGCCAUACAGAGAGGUCGUGGAGUGGCAUAGAAGCCAAUCAAUGGUCUAG
Molecule: messenger RNA, 2073 nt
Organism: Closterium sp. NIES-65
Lineage: Eukaryota; Viridiplantae; Streptophyta; Zygnematophyceae; Desmidiales; Closteriaceae
Source: the annotation of a GenBank genome assembly